This is a messenger RNA of Tarenaya hassleriana, 1140 nucleotides long. Its product is annotated as mitoferrin-like. Gene Ontology annotation, biological process: iron import into the mitochondrion. Gene Ontology annotation, cellular component: mitochondrial membrane. The annotation marks the transcript as partial. The record is from RefSeq and is a predicted model, not a curated record. Lineage: Eukaryota; Viridiplantae; Streptophyta; Magnoliopsida; Brassicales; Cleomaceae. The transcript is spliced from 2 exons. Gene Ontology annotation, molecular function: ferrous iron transmembrane transporter activity.
GCUCCCGCCUCCGCCAAAUUCCCGGAAACCGAUAUCCGACCGGUUCCUCAGCCGCCGGAUUUUCAUCCGGAGGUCAUCGUUUCCGGCCACGACGGCCUCCGUUUCUGGCAGUUCAUGAUCGCUGGUUCGAUUGCUGGUUCCGUCGAACACAUGUCGAUGUUUCCCGUUGACACUGUCAAGACCCAUAUGCAGGCGCUUCGGUCCUGCCCUAUAAAACCCGUCGGAGUCCGACAGGCUUUCCGGUCGAUAAUCCAAACGGAGGGACCGUCGGCGUUGUACCGCGGCAUAUGGGCAAUGGGUCUCGGCGCCGGACCUGCUCACGCUGUUUACUUCUCCGUCUACGAGAGCUCGAAGAAGUUCUUCUCCGGUGGAAAUCCCAACAACUCCGCCGCACACGCGAUCUCCGGCGUCUUCGCCACCGUGUCGAGUGACGCCGUUUUCACGCCCAUGGAUAUGGUGAAGCAGAGGCUGCAGAUGGGGAAUGGGACGUACAAGGGCGUGUGGGACUGCGUCAAGAGAGUAAUGCGGGAAGAAGGUUUCGGUGCGUUUUACGCGUCGUACAGGACGACGGUUCUGAUGAACGCGCCGUUCACGGCGGUGCACUUCGCCACGUACGAGGCUGCGAAGAGGGGAUUGAUGGAGAUAUCGCCGGAAAGCGUACCAGCCGCAGGCGGUUUGGCUGCUGCUGUGACUACGCCCCUUGACGUGGUCAAGACGCAGCUGCAGUGUCAGGGAGUUUGCGGGUGCGACCGGUUCAAGAGCGGCUCGAUAAGCGAUGUGGUGAGGACGAUAGUGAAAAAAGACGGGUACAGAGGGCUUGUGAGGGGAUGGGUUCCAAGAAUGCUCUUCCAUGCUCCGGCUGCUGCAAUCUGCUGGUCCACUUACGAGGCCGCUAAAUCCUUCUUCCAAGAUCUCAAUGGCGAUUCUAACACAACCUGACCGUCGUCCACACACAAAAAGCUGUUCGGGGAGAAUCCAUUACUGAGACUGUCAUCAGCUCUACGCAGAGAUCUGCUGCUGAGUUGAGAUUUAUUUGUUAAAUUGCUCUGACAGGGUUUCAAUAAUGUCUUAAUGUAAUAGCGUUCAUUUGUCCAUUUCUUGAACUGUUCUGCUCCGUCCAAAGAACUUCAUUUUAGUUCC